GUGACACUUUGUUUUGGUUCCUCUUCAUUCAGGAUCCAUGGAGUUCCACCUAGCGGUUCCGCGUCUUCCUCCUGCUCUUUGUUCAAACACAAAAGGGGGACUUCACAGAAUAAUGGACUACAUAUUUCUUCUGUAUUUGAAUGUGUUUUUGUUUCGUUCCUGCUCCGCCUCUCCGCCUAAUUUCGUCCUUCUGUUCGCGGAUGAUUUGGGUUUCGGGGACUUGGGCUGUUAUGGACAUCCAAGCUCACUCACUCCAAACCUGGACCGUCUAGCAGCAGGAGGACUCCGGUUUACGGACUUUUAUUGCACUAGUCCUGUAUGCAGCCCCUCCAGGGCAUCAUUGUUGACAGGUCGAUAUCAGACCCGCUCAGGUGUCUACCCAGGAGUGCUGUACCCGAGCUCCAAAGGCGGUCUACCUCUGAAUGAGACCACCAUCGCUGAAGUGUUAAAACCUCUGGGCUAUGCUACAGCUGCCAUAGGGAAGUGGCAUUUAGGAGUCGGUGCCAACGGGAAGUAUCUUCCAACCAGGCAAGGGUUUGAUGAGUACCUGGGGAUUCCCUACUCCCAUGACAUGGGCCCCUGUUAUAACUUGACUUGUUUCCCUCCUGAUGUCAAGUGCUUUGGACUGUGUGAUGUUGGCACUGUAACAGUUCCGCUAAUGCACAAUGAGAUCAUCAAGCAGCAACCAGUCAACUUCCUAGAUCUGGAGAGGGCUUAUAGUGACUUUGCAACAAGUUUUAUUUCAACAGCAGUCAAGAAAAAUCAGCCUUUCUUCCUCUACUAUCCUUCCCAUCACACUCACUACCCCCAGUACGCAGGUCCAGGGGCAGCUUGGAGGACUUCACGGGGGAAAUUUGGAGAUGCUCUAUUUGAGUUUGACACCACAAUAGGAAACAUAAUGACAACCUUGGAGAAGACAGGAGCGAUCAACAACACGCUCAUCUUCUUCACUGCAGACAAUGGGCCGGAAUUGAUGCGUAUGUCUCGUGGAGGUAACGCUGGCCCUCUGAAAUGUGGAAAAGGCACCACGUAUGAGGGAGGCAUGAGAGAGCCUGCCAUUGCUUUCUGGCCGGGGACCAUCAAGCCAGGUGUGACUCAUGAAAUAGCCAGCACUUUAGAUAUUCUCCCCACAAUUGCAAGUCUGUCAGGAGCCAAACUACCACAGGUGGUGCUGGAUGGGGUGGAUAUGACGGAUUUGCUUAUCUACCAACAAAAGAGUAAAAGGGAGACGAUGAUGUUCUAUCCCACAGAUCCUAGUGAGAUGUACGGCCUGUUUGCUCUCAGGUUAGGAAAUUACAAGGCCCACUUCUAUACCCGAGGUGCUACCCACAGCGGCACCACCCCAGACCAAGCAUGCCCUGUAUUUGCAGUCCUCAAAGCCCACGACCCGCCUCUCCUUUUUGACCUGGAGGCUGACCCCUCAGAGAAUUACCCUCUCCUCCUGGCAGACAGACCAGACCUCCAGGCCCUGCUGGAGAGGAUCAAGAAGGUGAAGGAGCAAUUUGAGGCCUUAAUGGUGUUUGGAGAGAGCCAGAUGUUGAAAGGAGAAGACCCGAACCUGGAGCCCUGCUGUAAUCCUCAGUGCAAUCCCAAGCCGAGCUGCUGUCAUUGCUGAUGGGAAAAAUCCUCACAACUGCUCAUAAUGACAGUGUGGGAAAUGGUAGAGCCAUGGCACUAAUUUUGUGUGAAACUUUUGUGACUGUAAUGCUUAAAUUAUUAUUGUAAUUAUUGUACACUAAAAAGUUAUAUAGCAUCAAACUGUUUCUUCAAUGAGGGGACUAUUUUUUCACACUGUUACUAUAUGCAACUCUGUACUGUACAUUUCCUCACUAGUACUGUUUUUAAUACAUGAUUAUCUUAUUCUUAAUAUUUUGUUUAUUCCUUUAUACCAUCAAAGUUUAUCUAAAUGUUUGAAUUUUUAUUGAAAUAUGCUUUGCUACAUCUGUAAAUCCCACAAACAAUCAAAAGUGGAUUUAAACAAUAAAGACACAAUAAAUCUUUUGGACAUCAAGCAUAUAUUUUAUUCAUAAGACCAAACCCAUGACAAGGCAGAGUGAUUUUUUUGUCAUUUUUUCAGUUUUUCCCUGGAAUUUUACAAGUCCUUGUUUUUAAAGAUACAAGAUAGGAUAUGUUUGUUCUGUCACAUACUGUUUUGCUCUAGGUAUACGGUGAAGAAUCUUGUUAAUGUAAUAAAAGUUUGCUUUAACUGUUAA
This is a messenger RNA of Notolabrus celidotus (New Zealand spotty), 2213 nucleotides long. It is a transcript of the gene arsa, whose product is annotated as arylsulfatase A. The coding region runs from base 38 to 1615 and encodes 525 amino acids. The transcript is spliced from 8 exons. Lineage: Eukaryota; Metazoa; Chordata; Actinopteri; Labriformes; Labridae. Gene Ontology annotation, molecular function: arylsulfatase activity. The record is from RefSeq and is a predicted model, not a curated record.